Messenger RNA from Branchiostoma floridae (Florida lancelet), 1645 nucleotides. Its product is annotated as 5-hydroxytryptamine receptor 7-like. The transcript is spliced from 5 exons. The record is from RefSeq and is a predicted model, not a curated record. Gene Ontology annotation, biological process: G protein-coupled receptor signaling pathway. NCBI's taxonomy places the organism in Eukaryota, Metazoa, Chordata, Leptocardii, Amphioxiformes, Branchiostomatidae. Gene Ontology annotation, molecular function: G protein-coupled receptor activity. Gene Ontology annotation, cellular component: membrane. The coding region runs from base 800 to 1645 and encodes 281 amino acids.
AUAUGAUCUGGAAUUCACACGUUUAAGGGCUUACCUGUUCAAGAAAAUAAUGAGCGAAGUAGAGUAGAACCUAUCGUCAUUUCUACCAAGUUUUACUGUCAAUUGUACAGAACUGAACUUGUACGGGUUUAAAACGCCAGUGGGAGUCGAAUACUCCACAAAACAGCCUUCUUUGUAGCGAAAAAGACCAUUGUUUUGAGUAUCGUCCAUUCAUAUGUUUUCACAUAAUGAAUCAGGUUGGGAGCUGGACCUGAUCCUCUGGACCAGAACCGUACCUGAACCUGAAUUUCCUGUACCGGUACCCACCCCUAAUGGAGAGAGAGGGCUUUCAGAUUCUCCUUGCUACUCAUCCAUUGAAUAGAAGAUACACAAUGUUUGACACAUCCCUUCUCAACUUUUCUCAUAGUAGACCAAAGUUUCAAAAUCUCUCAAACCUUCAACCUUUUCUUACCAUCUCCCAUAUGUUUCUGCAUAUUGCCGUGGCAACACCACUACGUUGGCUGCAGGUAGUAAAUAACCUGAGAGAUUACUCCUAUGUUGUUGAGUACCACCUGCUGUCGGCUUUGUAGUGAGCCUGCCGGGGUGUCAGAAUGCUCAGAAAUCAAAGUAGACAGCGGAUUGGCUGAGGAUUCAUGGUGCGAAACGUCACCAUGGCAACCCUCAUUUCAUAUCAUCAACAGAUAUAUAAUGAAGGUCGUUCCAGGUAGUUCAGACCGCUUGGUUGCGCAGUUCAGGCAGUUUGAGAGCAUCACAUCCUCCGAGUCUCUAGUCGCCACCAUCGUUUGCCUUCGGUCUGACCAUGUCAGGUGAUAUAGAACAGGUUAUCAAUGCCUCCAUCAAUGGAUCCGUCAACGGUACUGAUGUGGACGAGUAUGCCGCAGAUGUGACCGGGCUACCGGCGGAGGUGUUGGUCGCUGCGGUGUUCCUGGGGCUCGCCGCCGCCGUGGGCACCCUCAACAACCUGCUGGUCAUCAUCGCCUUCCUCAGCAGCUUCAAGAUUCGCACCUCAUCGAAUGCCCUGAUCUUCAACCUGAGCCUUGCUGAUUUCCUGCUGUCCGGCCUGGUCCAGUCGUUCACGGUGUUCUCUCUGGUGACGGGGACGUGGCCGUACUCCGCGCACCUCUGCAGGUUCCUAGCGGCCCUAUCGUACAUGUGUCAGGUGGUGAUGGCCUCCUCGUGCGCGCUCAUCGCCAUCAACAGGUACAUCUUCAUCGUCAGGAGCCUGACCUGCUACAAGACCAUCUUCACUCCCCUCAACACCACCACAGUAAAAUAUAAUGGAAAUCCGUCUUUCCUAUGUACCGUUAUCCUUGAAAGAAAGAGAAUGGCGGUGGCUACCUGGGCCGUGGGGAGCCUGAUGAUCCUCCCGCCGCUGGUAGGGUGGAGCAGCUUCGGCUGGAACACGGACUGCGAGAUCGAGAACGUCAACCCCGAGACGUACGGCUACGUCUCCUUCUGUCUCAUCUUCGUCUUGGUAUCUCUGGCCAUCACCGGUUUCGUGUAUCAAAGAAUCUACAGCCACGUCAAGGCUUCGGGCGAGCGGAGCAACCCAAACGUCCCCCGAAAACAGGCCAAACGACGGUCCUUCUGGCCGCCCAGUGUCAAAACCAGAGUCGAUAGAAAUGAAGCAAUCUCAGAAAUCUAA